Messenger RNA from Ceratosolen solmsi marchali, 786 nucleotides. RefSeq names its product superoxide dismutase [Cu-Zn]-like. The transcript is spliced from 4 exons. Gene Ontology annotation, molecular function: copper ion binding. The record is from RefSeq and is a predicted model, not a curated record. Bases 23 to 679 code for a protein of 218 amino acids. NCBI's taxonomy places the organism in Eukaryota, Metazoa, Arthropoda, Insecta, Hymenoptera, Agaonidae. Gene Ontology annotation, biological process: superoxide metabolic process.
AGACAUUAUUUUAAUUUUGAAUAUGAGAGUAUCCAUAAACUUAAUAUUAGAAAUUUCGUUGUUUUAUAUUGCUUGGGCUAGUCCAGUUAAUAAAGUAUUGACAGUGAUAAGCAAUAAGAAGCUUUUUAUUAGGAGUUUACCAGGAUAUUCUGGAGGAAGGAGUAAUUUAUACGAGGUUCACAUGGAACCUUAUCUUUCUACUAUAGGUCUUAAAGCUAUGGUAGAGAUUAGAAGUUUAAGUGAAGAUGGAAAUUCCAUUGGAGGACCUCGAGGCAUUCUUACUUUAGAGCAACUUUAUAACGGAGUCCGUAUUUAUGGAACGAUUACAGGAUUAAAUAAAGGUCUUCAUGGAUUUCAUGUACAUGAAAAAGGUGACUUAAGCAAAGGAUGUGGUUCAGCUGGACCUCAUUUCAAUCCUUAUUUGUUUAAUCAUGGAGCCCCGAAUGAUCAAUUGCGACACGUGGGUGAUCUUGGAAAUGUCGAUGCUGAUGAAGAUGGGAUUGCUCAAAUAGACGGAGUUGAUCAUUACUUGAGCUUGUUAGGAGUACGUGGAGCAAUUGGAAGAGCCAUUGUUGUGCAUGAAAAGCAAGACGAUCUUGGACGCGGUGGUACUGAGGAAAGUGCGAAAACCGGAUCAGCCGGUUCUCGACUUGCUUGUGGAGUCGUCGGAUUCAUAUAAACUCGAUAAUUCGUUUAAUUCCUUUAACGUGUAUACCAGCUAUCGUCGUUGUUGUUUUCGUCAUCAUUAUCCUCGAUGUUUUUGUUGUCAUUGAAGUUAUAGUCAGA